UUUCAGGUAGCUAUUAAUCAGGUGUGAAAAUGAUCCAAAACGAAGUUUCCGCUACACAUGGAUCAACUAAGAAAGGAAUCACCUAUAACACAAUCUUAGAAGCCGCUCAACGUCCAACUCCACUUGUCCCACUCAAAAAACUGAAGGUUGAACAUCAACUUCAGAGUGAUAUUUAUGUGAAGCUAGAGUAUCUCAAUAUUGCGGGAUCUUUGGAAGACCGUACCGCUGACAAAGCUUUCCAGUUUGCUGAAGAGAUUGGAGUUGUGAGAGGAGAUGAAGUUUUUGUGACCGCCGGUGGGUCUGCAGCCAUCUCAUACGCAACAGUUGCUGCUGUGAAGGGCAUCAAAUUGACCAUCUACGCACCAAAGGGAGAAUUCGAUCUUGUGGAUACUGUCUUGCAUACCCUGGGAGUCAAAACUGUUGAACUUCCAUUUGGAACAUUUGCAGAGGCUCGUGUUCAAACUGAUGAGGCUGCUCAACAAAAAGGUGUCUUCAGCUUGAAUAAGUUCACUACCAAUGCCGCAUUUGUUGCAAAUCUUCAAAAAACCGCCCUCGAAAUUGAGAAAGCUGUUAAUAACAAGUCGAUUGGCAAAGUUGGAGCAGUUGUUAUUCCAUUGAAUACCGGAGCUGCCGCUGCUGGAAUUGCAGCAUAUUACAAGGGAAUCGGUGAACAUGGUGUUCGCGUUGUUGGAGUCACAUGCAAAAAGGAUACUAUUCCAGAAAUGGGAUUGGACUUGAAAAAUGAUCUUCUCCAGGAGUACAAUGUUGAAAAACGAGAGGUCGAAGAAGAUGAAGCUUAUUCUUUCACUCGACAUCUCAUUGGAACUGAAGGAAUCAUGGCUGGACCAUCAUCUGGAGCCGCUGUUCUUGAAGCAAUCAAACUCGCUAAGGAACUACCAGCUGGAUCAACAAUUGUCGUUGUUCUUAUGGAUGGAAUUAGAAAUUAUCUCCGUCAUUUCCUCGAUGAUGAUUGGAUCACCGCUAACAAGAAAGACGUGGUGACCAGAAAAGAUGGACCACAACCAAACAGCAUUUACGAUCCAAAAGUGCUUGUGUAUGAUCCAACUAAACUUGCUGGAGAGUGGACUCAAGAUCCUGAAACCAAAUCAUGGAGCCAUUCCGAAGUUGAAUUCAACAAGUUCAAAAAGGCCACUGGUUCUUGAUACAGUUCUCGAUGCCAUCGGCAAGACUCCACUCGUCAAGCUUCAACACAUUCCAAAGGCACAUGGAGUAAAAUGCAACGUUUACGUCAAGUGUGAGUACAUGAACGCUGGGGGAUCAACAAAGGAUCGUAUUGCCAAAAGAAUGGUUGAAAUUGCUGAGAAGACUGGAAAACCUGGAAAGUUGGUUCCAGGAGUAACCCUCAUCGAGCCAACCUCCGGAAACACCGGAAUCGGACUUUCGCUUGCAUCUGCUGUCCGUGGGUACAAAUGCAUUAUCACCAUGCCAAAGAAAAUGUCAAAGGAAAAGUCAAUUGCAAUGGCUUCUCUUGGAUCAACCAUCAUCCGUACUCCGAAUGAGGCAGGAUUUGACAGCCCACAUUCACACAUUGGUGUUGCUCUCCGUCUUAAAAGUGAAAUUCAAGAUGCGGUAGUUCUUGAUCAAUACUGCAAUCCAGGAAAUCCGUUAGCUCAUUAUGAAGAAACCGCUGAGGAAAUCAUUUACGAUAUGGGGGAUAAGCAUAUUGAUCUCGUGGUUCUCACUGCUGGUACAGGAGGAACUGUUACUGGAAUUUCUCGCAAAAUCCACGAGCGUAUUCCAACAGCCAAGGUGGUCGGAGUCGACCCUCAUGGAUCUAUUCUCGCUGGACCUGCCGAGACUGACAUCGACUUCUAUGAGGUUGAAGGAAUUGGAUACGAUUUUUUGCCAGGAACUUUGGACACUAGUGCCAUUGACUAUUGGGCAAAGUCUCAUGACAAGGAGUCGUUCUUGAUGGCUCGCGAGCUCAUCAGAUCUGAGGGUAUUUUGUGCGGAGGAUCUUCCGGUUGCGCGGUUCACUACGCACUUGAAGAAUGCAAAUCGUUGAAUCUUCCAGCCGAGGCUAAUGUCGUUGUUCUUCUUCCCGAUGGAAUUAGAAAUUACAUCACUAAAUUCCUCGACGAUGAUUGGAUGAAUGAGCGUCAUUUCCUAGACGCCUAAGCUAUGAAGAACUUUGAAUUUGUCUCCACCAUUCCGUAUUUUCAUCUUGACAAUCUACACGUAUUACUUGGUCCGUAUUAUUUGGCUUCUUUACUUUUUUUUUCAAUUCGCGAUUUUACUCUGUUUUAAAUAAAAAUGGUUUUGUGACAA
Messenger RNA from Caenorhabditis elegans, 2289 nucleotides. RefSeq names its product Cystathionine beta-synthase cbs-1 (gene cbs-1). Gene Ontology annotation, biological process: L-cysteine biosynthetic process. The transcript is spliced from 10 exons. Gene Ontology annotation, cellular component: cytoplasm. Gene Ontology annotation, molecular function: pyridoxal phosphate binding; cystathionine beta-synthase activity. Bases 30 to 1163 code for a protein of 377 amino acids. Lineage: Eukaryota; Metazoa; Nematoda; Chromadorea; Rhabditida; Rhabditidae. The record is from RefSeq and is marked reviewed.